Gorilla gorilla gorilla (western lowland gorilla) is the source of this 2460-nucleotide messenger RNA. It is a transcript of the gene WDR74, whose product is annotated as WD repeat domain 74. Gene Ontology annotation, biological process: ribosomal large subunit biogenesis. The transcript is spliced from 12 exons. Gene Ontology annotation, cellular component: preribosome, large subunit precursor; nucleolus. Lineage: Eukaryota; Metazoa; Chordata; Mammalia; Primates; Hominidae. The coding region runs from base 1262 to 2419 and encodes 385 amino acids. Gene Ontology annotation, molecular function: protein binding. The record is from RefSeq and is a predicted model, not a curated record.
UGACAUUUUAUCAGUGAGAAUGUUAACGCCCCACUCCUGCCUGGAGGAUCUCAGCCAUGCAAGACGCUUUGAUGCAAAGACACCGCCUCUAUUUCCAACCCAGGUUAAGGGGUUUCCAACAGAACGAUCCACGUUUAUAUUAAUACAGCUUCCAAGAAAGCAAGACCUUAAGUCCCUUCUCAGCCAGGGCCUCAUAUUAAUCCCUUUCAUUCUGGCGAGCUUGCUUUGAUCGAUUAAAAAAAAUCGCUCCAUUCCAAUUUUACCUACACUCUCCUCCUCCUCCUUCGCCCCAGUCCUCUAACGACCCUGCCUCUGCCUUCGAGGAGACGCCCUGUGGUUUCUCGGUCGGACUUCCGGGUGGGAUGCCUUGCCGCGUUGCUGGUCGGCCUGAAAGUAACUCUAAAGAGUGCGUGGGUCGGAGGACAUCCGGGCUGAGGCGUCAGCACCUUUCUCCCACCGCGGGAUCCUGGGUUUGAGGAUCAGGAGCCUCUGAAAUGGCUUUCUCAGGGCAUCUUUCCCUCUCAGUGAAGGGCCAGAUGUUUGCUGGCGGACAGUAAAAAUGCAAGGUGCGGGUCGUGCCUCGCCCAUAUGUCCUCAGUUCUCACAAACUCCGGAGAGUGAGUGUCACCAUUUCCCCCGUUUAAAUGGGGAGGAAACAAGAGCCUAAGUACCAAGCCCAGGCCAUUAAGUCAGGAACUGGAGAGCAGGGAGCCCAACCUCCUUUUUUGGACUCCAAAACCUGUGCUUUGACACCGCGCCGCGGCUUCUCCCAAGAAAGGUCCCGGAGAGGGGCGCCGCCACCUGCAGCACUGUCCCGCCGCCCCCUGGAGAGCCGAAAAACACCUAGGAUGGGAGACUAACGCCACAAUCGGGGAAAAGGAGGCCACGCGGGCAUUGAAAUCACGACUGGUGUGUGGACCAAUCCCAGGAUCUUAAAAAAGCGAAAGGGGCGGGUUUAUGCAAAACAAACUGAGCAGAGAGCAGGCGGCGGAAGAAGUAGAGGACGUUUAAAUAGGUCUGUUUCCAAAAUAUAGCCACACUAUAAAGAAAGAAUAAUGAAAACUGUGUUUCGGAAUUAUAAUGUAUUGGGAGAUAUUUAACAUUUAAUGCCUGGACAGUUACCAUAACUGAUUGGAAGAUGGGAAGGAUAAGGCUGCCGAGGCGACCAAAACCAACUACACUACGCUGCAUCGGACUCGACGCCCGCUGGUGACGCACACGCUGCGCCGGAAGUGCGAACUGUCUGCCUCCAGGCUUUGUCAUGGCGGCUGCUGCUGCACGCUGGAACCACGUGUGGGUCGGCACCGAGACUGGGAUCUUGAAAGGGGUAAAUCUUCAGCGAAAACAGGCGGCGAACUUCACGGCCGGAGGACAGCCGCGGCGCGAGGAGGCAGUGAGCGCCCUGUGUUGGGGCACCGGCGGCGAGACCCAGAUCCUGGUGGGCUGCGCGGACAGGACGGUGAAGCACUUCAGCACCGAGGAUGGCAUAUUCCAGGGUCAGAGACACUGCCCGGGCGGGGAGGGCACGUUCCGUGGCCUCGCCCAGGCCGACGGCUCCCUCAUCACAUGUGUGGAUUCUGGGAUUCUCAGAGUCUGGCAUGACAAGGACAAGGACACAUCCUCUGACCCACUCCUGGAACUGAGAGUGGGCCCUGGGGUGUGUAGGAUGCGCCAAGACCCAGCACACCCCCAUGUGGUUGCCACAGGUGGGAAAGAGAAUGCUUUGAAGAUAUGGGACCUGCAGGGCUCUGAGGAACCUGUGUUCAGGGCCAAGAACGUGCGGAAUGACUGGCUGGACCUGCGGGUUCCCAUCUGGGACCAGGACAUACAGUUUCUGCCAGGAUCACAGAAGCUUGUCACCUGCACAGGGUACCACCAGGUCCGUGUCUAUGAUCCAGCAUCCCCCCAGCGCCGGCCAGUCCUAGAGACCACCUAUGGAGAGUACCCACUGACAGCCAUGACCCUCACUCCGGGAGGCAACUCAGUGAUUGUGGGAAACACUCAUGGGCAGCUGGCAGAAAUUGACCUUCGGCAAGGGCGUCUACUGGGCUGUCUGAAGGGGCUGGCAGGCAGUGUGCGUGGGUUGCAGUGCCACCCUUCAAAGCCUCUACUAGCCUCCUGUGGCUUGGACAGAGUCUUGAGGAUACACAGGAUCCAGAAUCCACGGGGUCUGGAGCAUAAGGUUUAUCUCAAGUCUCAAUUGAACUGCCUCCUCUUGUCAGGCAGGGACAACUGGGAGGAUGAGCCCCAAGAGCCUCAAGAACCCAACAAGGUGCCCCUAGAAGACACAGAGACAGAUGAACUUUGGGCAUCCUUGGAAGCAGCUGCUAAGCGGAAGCUCUCGGAUUUGGAGCAGACCCAAGGAGCUCUCCAAACGAGACGGAGAAAGAAGAAGCGGCCUGGAUCCACCAGCCCCUGACGCCCCUGUGCCCACUUUGUAAAUAAACUGCUGAACACCCA